AUGGAAAAUCUAGACUUGAGAGUCCGCAGUAGUCGCGCCAAAUCUAUUGGCACCAUAAUGUCCAUCACAGGAGCACUCACUAUGACGAUGUAUGAAGGUCCUCCAGUUGCGUUCACCUCAUUAACUUCUACCAAACUCAAUGGAAAUGUUACGUUGCCACAAUCAAACUGGGUUAUAGGAGGUAUUCUCUCUGCAAUUGCUGCCUUCAUGCUUGCAGUUUUGUUUGUUUUCCAGACCUCCAUUAUUAGAGCCUACCCUGCAGAGCUGAUGGUAACACUCAUUUGUUGCACCUUCGUGGCCAUGCAAUCUUCCAUAGUCUCUCUGAUGGCAGAAAGGAAUCCAAGCGCUUGGAGAUUAAGACCAGACAUAGAGUUGAUAGCUAUUGUAUACUCAGCAGUUCUUGUAGUUGGACUUCGAAGUGUUGCUUCUGCAUGGGUAAUGCGCAGAAAGGGGCCUUUCUUUGCAGCCAUGUUUAAGCCAGUUGGGAUCAUAAUUGCAGUUGUGAUGGGGGUCACUUUUCUUGGAGAUACUCUCUAUCUUGGAAGUGUGGUUGGAGCUGCUAUAAUAGCUAUUGGGUUUUAUACAGUGAUGUGGGGGAAGGAUAAAGAGGAGACGCUACUUGAAGACGUCCCAGCCCAUGGCAUGGAAUCAUCCUCCCACAACGUCCCUCUUUUGCAAAACAAAACUUUCCAGGCUUAG
This is a messenger RNA of Vitis vinifera (wine grape), 699 nucleotides long. RefSeq names its product WAT1-related protein At5g40240. Gene Ontology annotation, cellular component: plasma membrane. Bases 1 to 699 code for a protein of 232 amino acids. NCBI's taxonomy places the organism in Eukaryota, Viridiplantae, Streptophyta, Magnoliopsida, Vitales, Vitaceae. The record is from RefSeq and is a predicted model, not a curated record. Gene Ontology annotation, molecular function: transmembrane transporter activity. The transcript has 4 exons.